Molecule: messenger RNA, 1227 nt
Organism: Dichotomopilus funicola
Lineage: Eukaryota; Fungi; Ascomycota; Sordariomycetes; Sordariales; Chaetomiaceae
Exons: 2
Coding region: 1-1227 (408 amino acids)
Source: RefSeq, a predicted model, not a curated record
AUGGACUUCCUCCGCCAAGCCCUCCGCGGCAAACUCUCCUUCCACCGCGGCCAUGCCCACAACGAACAAAACCACGACGACAACGAAGACCAACAAAACCAACCUUAUUCCCGUCCCCACGCCCUCGACACUCUCCCCAGCCUCCCGUUCCCCCGUCGCCCUUUAACCCCCUUCCCCCCAAACCACAACCCCUCUCCCGUCAUACCUCUAGACACACCCGACCAUAUUAAUAAACCCAAACCCAACACCUUCCCCUUCCUCCUCCUCCCCCCCGAACUCCGCAACACAAUCUACCGCCUCGUCCUCACCCACCCCCGCGCGCACCCUUCCGACCACGGCCGCGAAAUCCACAUCGACAUGGCUUACUCCGCCGCCGAAACCUCCACGCCUCAUUCCACGGCGGGUGCCCGGCUGCAUGGUAACCGCAGAUGGAUCUGGCGUGCUUCGUCGUGUCAUCGACAUCCGGAUUAUCCGGAGCUGGUGGAUCGGUGCGCUAUUGGGGGUGGGGGGCCCAGGGCGUGUGCUGGGAAUGGGUUGGGCGGUACGUGUGGAGUGGGAAAGGAGGUGUUGGGGUUGAUGAUGAGUUGUCGCACGGUGUAUCGGGAGGUGGUGGAUAUCGUGUACGCGGAGAAUACGUUUCAUAUUGGGACGGGCGCGUUGGUGCUGUACACGGAGAAGUUGCUUGUUCGGGAACGGGCCGCGGCGGUGAGGAGUUUGGUUGUUCGGCUGACGCUGAAGACGGUGUGGGACUAUGCAGAUGAGCAUUUGGGGAUUGAUCUGGGGUUGUUGGCUUAUGAGAAGUUGAUAGGUAGGAUACCGGAUGGGUUUCCAGGGCUGAGGAGACUAGUGGUGUGCGUCGAGGGGAAGUUGGAAAGGGGGUCAGUGGUGUUGCGAGGGUCGUAUGUCACGAGGGCAGAGCUGGAUCCGGAGACUACCCGGGACUACUUACUAGGGUCCAUGGACGGGGUGGUGAAGCGAUACGGGGUUCAGUUGGGAGAAUGUGUGCUGAUGAUGGGAGAGGACGGGUUUGACCGGGUUAUGGGCGGCGAGAGGGAAAAAGCGGAAAAGGUUGAGUCGGAGGGAGAUACGAUUCAAUUCUGGAGUCCGGUCAGCGUGACUGAUGGGAAAGACAGCGUUCAACAAGGGUACUGGGUAAGGCGGGUGUCGACCAACACCCAGUGGGAAGCAACACCCGAGUUGGACAUGCAUUUACUAGAGCAGUCAUAA